AUGGCGAGUACCUCAGAACCCGCCUCUUCGCCAGAAAUCGAAAGCGAACAACUAAUUCGUCGUACUUCCAAACGAAGAACUCUCAACCCUGAAUGCUCUGCGCAGAUCGGGGAAUCAAGUAGAUCGGCCUCCGAAGUCCCACCACACCUGGUUCGCUGUUCAACAGGAGCUUCAAACUUGUCGUCGUCAGUUCGUCGCCAAGAGGAAAGUACCGAACUGACUCCGGAUGUACUUGCACAAGAAGAAGAUCGGUUCGUACCCCUGGGAUUCUCGAUCGAAGAUAUCGAUCCAUUGUACGACCACGAAGGACGAAUUGGAGGCGAAAAAAGUUUGAGUUCGACUAAGUCCGUGAACGACAUGCUGAACUCGUGUGGCUUAUUCAACAGCAACGUCACAAUUUUGAUUCCGCGAGAAGACCAACACCCCUGGAAUCCCCCGGAAGGGUAUAUAUGCUUGUAUGAGGGUUACUUUGACGAGUGUCGCCUCCUGUUCCCAAUCCUGGAAUUAAUAUCACUCUACGCCCAAAGACGGAGGAUAGCGAUCUGCCAGUUCGUUCCCGGAGCCAUUUGUAACUUUAUGGCCGCCCUUACCAUAGCAGCCGAAGUCGGCGUCAACAUUGGAGUUCAAUGCUUCGAACAACUAUCCAGCUUUAAGUUGUCGAAGAGUUCGAACCGCUGGGAAGUGAAUAUGAGGCCAGCCCAUAAUUUCCUCCUCGGUAAAAAAGUAAACAAAUUCAAGAAGUAUGUGGACCACUACUUCUAUGUCCGCGUUGACCAGUACUCGCUUGCCAAUCCGUUGGGUUUUCAGCGGAGAGUGUGGAAUGAAAAUCCUGAUCGUCCGUUUUGCGCAACGCGCCUAGCUCCAAACUUUCUCCUUGUCAGAGACGCUUUGCUAAUCGGGUACGAUCGUCGGUGGGAGCUUAUUACUCGUAUUCGUAUCGAAACAGCAAUGGGCAAGGCUAGGACAAAUUUUCCAAGUUUCGCCAGUUCGCUAGGACGAUCUACUGGAUGCAAUAUCAUGGAACCCAAAGAUCUCCAGGGUCGAACCGAAGUCGAUCCUACCCUAGACCAAACCGUCGCCGAGCCAAUUCAGGCACCCGGAGGAGAUAUCAAACCAUGCGAUGUUACAGAGGGAGACACUCUUCCUUUGGCUUUGGAGAACACCGAUCUCCCGGACGAAGAACAGGAUGUUCCUCAACUUGAGAUCGGAUCCAAAAGAAAAAAGAAGAAGAAAAAGCAAUCCGAAGAUGACCCAACCACUGAGCCGCGACCGGUAAUGAACCGCAAACGCUCGGCCGAAGAAGCCGGACUGGAAUUUGCCGAUCGAUUCCGUCUGGAAAGGAGGAAUGACAAAACUGAUCGCUUCUCCUAUCACUACUUCGGCGACUACCCUCUUGUGACCAAUCGUGAGGCUUCAGGCGAGCUCUUCCGGACCUUGAAGGUCUCCAAUCGAAUCCUCCCGCCUGCGGACGACCUGGAAUUCAAACAGGCGUACCUUGAUGUCGCCGAGUCCCACCUAAGAACUGCCGCCAAGAUGAACACGCUAACUCAGUUAUAUGAUAGGCAUGCCAAGUCCAGCAAAAAGUCGGGAUUGGAGCUCGAAAAAGUGAAGGAAUGCGCCAAGCAGAUCCGAGCCGCCAGUGACGCUAAGGACGCGAGGAUCAAGGAACUCGAGGCGCUUGUUGCCGAAAAAGACAGCAUCAUUGCCAACGUCGAACUGAGGCUUGCAUUCGAAGUUAAGAGACUUCGGACGGAUCGAUGGGAGAAGGUGGAACGAACAACGAAGAAAGCGCAGUCCCGACUGAAUAAGGUCAAGGCCUAUCUAGUUGAACAGGUGAAGGUUCGCCCCCUAGAAGAUCUGCUGAACCAAGCCACCGGAGUACAGGAAGCUGUACAAUAUCUGAUCGAAAACGGGGCCGUCAUUCCUGAAGAGCGAAUCAAGGAGAUCAACGAGAGAAAGGCCGAAGCCGAGGAAACUGUCAAGGCGGUCGAUGUACUCAAACUGAAUGAAGAUGACCUUGCCAUGUCCCCGGAUCAGCUCGGUUUUGGAUUUCCCCCCCCAGAGACGACGGCUCCGGAGUCCGUUGAACAUCCAUUCGGCUCGAACGCCGGGAGUUUUCAAGCAGAUAUGUCCGGUGCUGUGGACGUGUAA
Camelina sativa (false flax) is the source of this 2151-nucleotide messenger RNA. Lineage: Eukaryota; Viridiplantae; Streptophyta; Magnoliopsida; Brassicales; Brassicaceae. The record is from RefSeq and is a predicted model, not a curated record.